Molecule: messenger RNA, 1532 nt
Organism: Tupaia belangeri chinensis (Chinese tree shrew)
Lineage: Eukaryota; Metazoa; Chordata; Mammalia; Scandentia; Tupaiidae
Gene: NSDHL
Product: NAD(P) dependent 3-beta-hydroxysteroid dehydrogenase NSDHL
Exons: 8
Coding region: 162-1247 (361 amino acids)
Biological process (GO): steroid biosynthetic process
Molecular function (GO): oxidoreductase activity, acting on the CH-OH group of donors, NAD or NADP as acceptor
Source: RefSeq, a predicted model, not a curated record
CAGCCGAUUCUCAGCCCAUGAGGGCGGGGAGAAAAGGGUGGUUGUCCUGGGCAAGGAGAUCGGCCGGUGCCUGCAGCAAGCGAGCUGGGCCUGCGGGGGGACGCCUACGGAUAGACAGAAGAGAGCAGUUGACUGCCAACAAGACCAUAUUGUGAGCCGAAAUGGAACAAGCAGCUGGUGGACCGACGAGGGACCAGGCUACAGGGACACAUUUGACAGAGGACGUUCCCAAAGCUAAGAAGUGCACGGUGAUCGGAGGUUCUGGAUUCCUGGGGCAGCACAUGGUAGAGCAGUUGCUGGCACGUGGCUAUGCCGUCAAUGUGUUCGAUAUCCGACAAGGGUUUGACAACCCCCAGGUGAAGUUCUUUCUGGGCGACCUCUGCAGCCAGCAGGACCUGUACCCAGCUCUGAAAGGUGUCAGCACAGUUUUCCACUGUGCGUCGCCCCCACCAUCCAGUCACAACAAGGAACUCUUUUACAGAGUGAAUUACAUUGGCACCAAGAAUGUCAUUGAAACUUGCAAAGAGGCUGGGGUUCAGAAGCUCAUUUUAACCAGCAGCGCCAGUGUCAUCUUCGAGGGUGCUGACAUCAAGAAUGGAACCGAAGACCUCCCUUAUGCUGCCAGGCCCAUAGACUACUACACAGAGACCAAGAUCCUACAGGAGAGCACGGUCCUGGGUGCCAACGAUCCUGAGAAGAAUUUCCUAACCACAGCCAUCCGCCCUCAUGGCAUUUUUGGCCCAAGGGACCCACAGUUGGUCCCCAUCCUCAUCGAGGCGGCCCGGACCGGCAAGAUGAAGUUCAUGAUUGGAAAUGGCAAAAACCUGGUGGACUUCACCUUUGUGGAGAACGUGGUCCACGGACACAUCCUGGCUGCAGAGCACCUCUCCCGGGAUCCAGCCCUGGGUGGGAAGGCCUUUCACAUCACCAAUGACGAGCCCAUCCCUUUCUCCACCUUUCUGUCCCGCAUCCUGACAGGCCUCAAUUACGAGGCCCCCAAGUACCGCAUCCCCUACUGGGUGGCCUACUACCUGGCCCUCCUGCUGUCCCUGCUGGUGAUGGCGAUCAGCCCGCUCAUCCAGCUCCAGCCCACCUUCACACCAAUGCGAGUGGCGCUGGCCGGCACGUUCCACUACUACAGCUGCGAGAGAGCCAAGAAGGCCCUGGGCUACCGGCCGCUGGUCUCCAUGGAGGACGCCGUGCAGAGGACUGUGCAGAGCUUUCGCCACCUGCGGAAGGUUGAGUGAUGCACCUGGCGACUGGACUGUCUCUGCACAGGCCCCGCCAUGGCCUUGUCCCGUAACAGCUUCCCAAAGAGGUUCUUCAGAGCCUGCGACUCCUGCCGUGUGGAGCAGGGCACAUGCCCUGCGCCUCCCACAACCGGGAGGGCAGAGACAGCAGUAGGCGUCCCUUCCUGCCUUGGACUGGAUUCAAAUGGCCUAAAGCAGGCCGCUUCCUAUUCUCCUUUCGUGUUCUCUGUCUCUCCUCUCGGGUCCUCAUUUCAAAGACCACCUUUGAAAUUGUUCAUUUCA